Cynocephalus volans (Philippine flying lemur) is the source of this 6103-nucleotide messenger RNA. RefSeq names its product zinc finger and BTB domain containing 39 (gene ZBTB39). NCBI's taxonomy places the organism in Eukaryota, Metazoa, Chordata, Mammalia, Dermoptera, Cynocephalidae. Bases 155 to 2290 code for a protein of 711 amino acids. The record is from RefSeq and is a predicted model, not a curated record. Gene Ontology annotation, molecular function: protein binding; DNA-binding transcription factor activity, RNA polymerase II-specific. Gene Ontology annotation, biological process: regulation of transcription by RNA polymerase II. Gene Ontology annotation, cellular component: nucleus. The transcript is spliced from 2 exons.
GAGUCUGGCCGCGGCCGGCUGCGCCGCCUCCUCGUCGGGCCGGGCACGGCGGGCCGGGGCCUUUGUGUGAGGCGGCGGCGGCGAUGGUGCUCGGGGCCCCGCGGAGCCGGAUUAACCGUGCUGAUAAAGAGGCAACUUCGUAGGAGCUGCUAAGAUGGGCAUGAGGAUCAAACUGCAAAGCACCAACCAUCCCAAUAACCUGCUGAAGGAACUCAACAAGUGCCGGCUCUCAGAAACCAUGUGCGAUGUCACCAUUGUGGUGGGGAGCCGCUCCUUCCCAGCUCACAAGGCCGUGCUGGCCUGUGCAGCUGGCUACUUCCAGAACCUCUUCCUGAACACUGGGCUUGAUGCUGCCAGGACCUAUGUGGUGGACUUCAUCACCCCCGCCAACUUUGAGAAGAUUCUGAGCUUUGUCUACACGUCAGAGCUCUUCACGGACCUAAUCAACGUUGGGGUCAUCUAUGAGGUGGCUGAGCGUUUGGGUAUGGAGGACCUCCUUCGGGCCUGUCAUUCCACCUUUCCUGACCUGGAGAGCACUGCUGUGGCCAAGCCCUUGACUGGCACCAGUGAGAGCCAUUCUAGUACCCUGAGUUGUCCCUCAGCAGAACCACCUCAUUCUCUUGGUGAACUCCGGGGUAGUGGGGAGCACUUUGGUUCUGAAAGAAAAUAUGUGUUGCCCAGUGAUGCUGGAGGAAGCUAUAAAGAGGAAGAGAGGAAUGUUACCAGUGACACUAACCAUAGCCUGCCUCUGCCACCACCACCUCUCCCACCAAAGACAGAAGACCAUGAUGCCCCUGCUCCCUUCACAUCUGUUCCUAGUAUGGUGACCCAGCCAGUCCUAGGCACUGUCCGCACAGGUAUCCAGACCAGCACAAACUCCUGCCCAUCAUACAAAGUACAAAGCAAUGGAGACUUCAGUGAAAACAGCUUCUUCACCCCUGACAAUGCAAUAGACAUUACCACUGGGACCAAUUCCUCCCCGAGCAAUAGUGACCACUCCAAAGAUCCAGGCUUUGGGCAGAUGGAAGAGCUCCAGCUCGAAGACCUGGGGGAUGAUGACUUACAGUUUGAAGACCCCACCGAGGAGAUUGGCACAGCUGAGGAAGUGAUUGAGCUGAGUGAUGAUAGUGAGGAUGAGCUGACUUUUGGAGAGAAUGACAACCGGGAGAAUAAGGCCAUGCCCUGCCAGGUGUGCAAGAAAGUUCUAGAACCCAACAUUCAACUGAUCUGGCAGCAUGCUUGGGACCACGUAGACCUGCUGACAGGCAACUGCAAGGUCUGUGAGACCCACUUCCAGGACCGAAACUCCCGGGUGACCCAUGUCUUGUCCCACAUUGGUAUUUUUCUCUUCUCCUGCGACAUGUGUGAAACUAAGUUCUUUACCCAGUGGCAGCUGACCCUUCACCGACGGGAUGGAAUAUUUGAGAACAACAUCAUUGUCCACCCCAAUGAUUCUCUGCCUGGGAAGCUGGGUCUGUUUUCAGUGGCAGCCUCCCCAGAGUUGAAAUGUGCUGCCUGUGGGAAAGCAUUGGCCAAAGAUUUCCAUGUGAUUCGGGGCCACAUCCUCGACCAUCUAAACUUGAAGGGCCAGGCCUGCAGUGUCUGUGACCAGCGCCACCUCAACCUCUGCAGCCUCAUGUGGCACACACUCUCCCAUCUUGGCAUUUUGGUCUUCUCCUGCUCUGUCUGUGCCAGCAGCUUUGUGGAUUGGCAUCUCCUAGAGAAGCACAUGGCUGUGCACCAAAGUGUGGAAGACUCCCUCUUCCGCUGCCACUUGUGCAACCAGAGCUUCAAGUCAGAGGCUGCCUAUCGUUACCACGUCAGCCAGCACAAAUGCAAUAGUGGUCUUGAUGCGCGGCCUGGUUUCGGGCUACAGCACCCAGCUCUCCAGAAGCGGAAGCUGCCAGCAGAGGAGUUUCUGAGUGAGGAGCUGGCUCUGCAGGGCCAGCCUGGGAACAGCAAAUAUAGCUGCAAGGUCUGUGGCAAAAGGUUUGCCCACACAAGUGAGUUCAACUACCAUCGGCGGAUCCACACAGGUGAGAAGCCGUACCAGUGUAAGGUGUGCCACAAGUUUUUCCGAGGCCGCUCAACCAUCAAGUGCCACCUCAAGACACACUCGGGGGCCCUCAUGUACCGCUGCACGGUCUGUGGCCACUACAGUUCCACCCUUAACCUCAUGAGCAAGCAUGUUGGUGUGCACAAAGGCAGCCUCCCACCCGACUUCACCAUCGAGCAGACUUUCAUGUACAUUAUCCAUUCCAAAGAAGCAGAAAAGAACCUGGACAGCUGACUGGGUACCAGCAGAGCCAGGGGGAGCUCCCAAACAGCAGCCAGGACAUUGAUUUUCUAAUGGCUGUUGGUCCUUCCCCAGCUGAAGUUGCAGUUUUGCCUUGCUGGGAAUUCUGGUCUGUGUUGUGUUUAAAGAAGAAAAAAGAAGAAAUAGCACAUAUGCUGUUACUAUUUUUGAGAAGCAACAGCCCUACUACAUUUACCUCCAUACCUGUUCUUGCCCAUGAAGGGCUGUGUUUUUGAUUCUUUUGAGGCUGGUUUGGGGAUCUGGUCAAGCAGUUGGCAUCAACUAGAUCCCCUUCUCCAGCCUCUCUAGUUUUAGUUUACUGAUAGGUUUUAUGCUGCUAAGAAUCCAACCAAUAGCCUCACUGAAUAGAGGAAGUGAAGAGAGGUUUUCACUGUGGGUAUUAACCACCAGACCUCCCACGAGGAAAGCCAGCUGUGAGAAAGAUUUUGGGAAUGUGGUCCUUCAGAAAAGACUAGCAGGACAGCUCACCUCAGGUUCCAGUGCCAGCCCUCAGCAGGGAGAAGGUAUCAGGGACAGAGGUGCCUGCUUGCUCCACGGCCCUAAUGUGCUGAUUGGACAGUGAAAAUCUUUUGGCAGCUAGACUGAAACUGGGUACAGAGUUUUCUAUUUAAGUCAGAAAGUUUUGGGAUGUAGCCAAAAGGGGUGUUCUGCAGUGCUGCCAAAAAAUGGCAGCCUGGAUGGACAGGAAAGGAGGUUUUUCUUUUCUCCUCAUUUCCAAAGAAACAUGAUUUUAUGGAGUGGUGGCCCAGGAUGUUAGGCCUUCCCUGUGGGUCAGAGAGGACAGGGGGCCACUUUGAUAUGUCAUCUGUCAUUCUGGUCACCUCCAUCAACCUCGGGUUUCCUGGUGGAGAGGUGGGGAUGUCUCUGACAGCAGCAGCCUUGCCUUAAUUUAUAUCCAGUCUCCUACCCAGAAGUGUUUGUCCCAUAGUAUAGACAAGACCCCAUGAAGUAGUGGAGUGGUGGACUAUGAGCCCUUUGGGAUUAAAGGGACCUGAGUAACUGGUGUUGUGUAGCAGGGUGUGCGUUCUGACUGUCUGUCCCAGUCGGGUAACCUGUUUACUUUGUUCUAACAGUGCAGGAGCUUUGGCAGCUCACUUUUGACCUGCUGGAAUUUGUCCUGAUCUGUCGUUACAUCACCUCCAGGGGAUGCUGUUGAAUGGCAGCUGGUUCAGGUCCUCCCUAGGUGACUAGGGAACAUGUCUGAUGAGUCCGUGACUGGUUGGCUCCAUUCUUAAUUGGCUUCUUAAGGGGUCUUGCUCAAAGAAGGCCCACGGGAGAGGGCCCUUGAUCUUGCAUGUUUGUAAGGUGGCAUCUCAGUAGCUCAUACUACCUCACCCUGUUCAGGCGAGCUCUGGGAGUCCUGGCCUCAGCCCUGACACUCACUGCCUCUGGUGGGACUCAGCAGCACCCUGGGCUGUUUCACAAGAAAAUGGUUUUAAUUAACUCACGAAGCCUUUUUGGACAUUAAUAUUUAUUUAUUAUUUUUUUAUUUUUAUAUACAUACUACCCAGCAUCUCUUUUGGAUGAAACACUUCAGGAAAAUGAAUUUCUCCCCAGCAAGUAGCCAUAUUCCAGAGAACAGUCCCAGCCAGAGAUUUGGGGAACCAGGGAUCCAGGCGUAUAACUAGGGGACAACAUGUCAAGCCUUUUAAACUAGCAAAUUUUUUUCUUCCUCUCCAGAUAGUCUCUAGUGGAAUAAACGCAGGGAACUCUUUAGGCAAUGGGAGUUAAUUCCUAGGCCUUUUAUCCCCCCUCCUGUCCUGUGAUGGAGUAGAUUAGGGACUGGGUUGAGAGGAUUAAGUCACAUGAAGGAACUUUUUGCACAGUUUCUCAUCCUUUUUAAACUUGGGAAGCCCCCUGACCUUGUCUAUAUUAAGACAAACAGGCAAACCAAAGUUCUGUCCCUGUUUGACCUACUGCUUCUCUCCCCAGUCCUGAAUUGAUAAAGCCUCAGAGUGUUAUGGCUCUCUGGUGGGGUUACCAUUAGAUGAAGGGAUUUGUACAGUGGCCAGUUUAAAGUUUUUACGUCUUUGACCAUCUAAACCCAACUUGUUCAGCAUCCUCUCAAGGCGUUCUCGUCAGGAAAACAGUGCUGAGAAUUUUCCUUUCUGUCUGGCUUCUCCCUUCUUACACUGACCAUUAGAAAUUUAAGAAGGAAGUGUGUGAUGGACUACAAUCAAGUAUCUGCUAAGCUUUUCAAGCUUUUCCCAGACUGCUGGUGAGGACUGAUUUUUGAAUAGCCAGUUUGAGAGAGGUAGUUGUUACUGGAACCCAGCCGGGUAGCUGAGAGUGCAUAAAUAUGCUAGAGAAACCCUUUUCCUUAGCAGAGGGCAUCAUGGAUGCUGGGUGGUCUGUAUACUUAACCUGAAACUGUGAAGUUUUCCCUUAUUGCCAGUGAACCAAAAAGCACAUCCUUGAAGCUUUGCCCUUGAAACACUAAACAAAAAACUGUUUCCCCUGAUUCCCCUGAGGCUAAGUGGUGGAUCAGGAUGGUCCAGUUGGUCCCAGUCAGACGUGUAGCAGGAUCAGUAGCUCAUGAGGCUCAUUGACCAAACCCUGUCUUUCUGGGUGUCCCCCAUAUUCACACCUGAACUCUCCCUCUGUUUAGGUCGUGUUUGCUCUUCGGCCUCUAGCUCACCCUUUUCUGAAUUGUUUUACUUGAAACACUGUAUCGAGGCAAAGGGCACUCUAGGGUACCUGGUGGAAGGUAUUCAUUUUAUUUUGCAUUUUUACUUUUUUGACCUAUUCAUUCGAUUUUGUUGCCCCUCUCUCCUUGAGCCCAAUUUAGCACUCUCUCUUGCUGUAUCGCUCUGAAGUUCUGUUUGAUCCUUCAGUGUCCUCUCUUCUCCUUUUUUCUUGUUCUGUACUCUGGACCAGCUACAUAAUUUGUGGAGCCCUCUUGUUCACAAAUUAUUAGGAAUUUCAAGGUGGCGAUUGUAGAGCAUUAAACCACAGCACCCACUCCCAACUUGUUUCCUAAGGGAAAAUGAUAAUACUUACAUGGCACGUUGGGAUAAACAGCAGAGGCUGCUUGUGGCCAGAAGUGGGGAUCAAUAUUCCACACUCCAGCGACUUGUUGAUGGCUUAUGAUGCCACAGCACCUGCUGGGAGGCUCUGCGGCACUCCAGUAUUUGGUCCUAACCUUUAAGACUCCAUGGAGUCCCUACAGUUCAUGGCUAGUUGGGAAGAAAGGAGGUGCUGAGGUGGGUGUUGAGCCCAGAUGACCCCUAAAGAGGAGGAAAUCGUAAAAGUUCUCUUUGACUUUCUUCUUUUCUGAUCUAUCAGCACCCCUUUUUUCUCCAUCCAGGACAAACCUUUGGGCUUAAAUACCUUUCUCCCAGUUAGGUGUUUGCUACUGAUGAAUUUUCUUUUUCUUCUGGCCUCCUGCUGUGCCCUGUUUUCCCCAGGCCUCAGACUACUCAACUUCAGAAUGAAUUUAAAUCCCUCUAUAGAUGGACACUGAAUUUGUUGGCACGAGAGUGGGCCGUGUAAAGCAGUCCAUGCCCACUUGGGAGUCCCCCUGUGCCCUUUUCCCUAAAUCCCGCGCUGAAUGAGUCAGGAAGCUGGGGUGCACAGCAUUAGUUUCAAUGUGAUUACUCGUCAUAAACAACAUCAGAAUGAAAAUGAAACUUGAUUUUGAUGUUUCCUUAAUACUCUUCUUCUGUCUAAUCCACCCCUCCCCACCUCUAAUAGCUAAAAUCUCAUGAAACAGAGAAGAGUUGUUGACGUCUGACUCCAUUAAAUUAAUAAGUACUGACCUCCUAAUAUUUAAGUGUUUACUAUCUA